Messenger RNA from Brassica rapa (field mustard), 8365 nucleotides. RefSeq lists its product as uncharacterized. The record is from RefSeq and is a predicted model, not a curated record. NCBI's taxonomy places the organism in Eukaryota, Viridiplantae, Streptophyta, Magnoliopsida, Brassicales, Brassicaceae.
AUGCAUCUGACACAUAGUGGAAAGAACGGAUGCAAAUUAAGAAAAAGUUUGAACCGAAAACCGCCAGAGUUUUCGGAUGUGAAGGUACGAUGUCUCGCAUUACACGAUGUACACUCACAAUCUCAACAUUUUGUACGUCAAAGAAGGAAAUAGCUAACUAAUAGACGUGGUGUUAAUGAAGAAGGUGAUGAUGGAUCUGACACUGAUAGUGGUGGCAUCCCACAAACACAAGAAGAAGAAGAAGUUGUGUAUCGCGUAAUUGAUGAUGAUACACAUCCUUUGAAUGAACACACCAAUGAAACGGUACAGCAUCCUGGCCGCAGAAGUCUUCAACGAGGAAGACAAAAUUCACAGUCAAGCAUUAGGCGUGGAAGUGGCUCCCAAAGAUCUGGAGAACACUCACGGCUUCCUAUAAGAAGUGGAAGUGGUUCAAGUGGAGGUAGAAGAAGACAAUUUUUUGAAACAACUAUACAAGACACUAUAGCUGGAUAUACAGAGUUUCAACGUCAAAGUUUACAACAACUUCAUCCAUGUGCUUUUGACCAAGAAAACUAUGAUGAAUGGAAAAAUGCAGAAGAAAUAUUUCUUGCUCUAAACAUUUCCAAAAGAAGAUUUUACUGGACAUGUCUUAAUACUCUUAAAGAGUUAAUAUUUUGGCGUAACUAUUCUCUUGAUAUAGCUGGAAGCAUCGAUGAAGAUAAGUUACAAUUACUGGAAGCUAUGGCUGGUGUUUCACGUAACAACGAAGAUGUGCCAAAACAGUUAGGUGCAUAACAAUCAUUUGGAAGUUCAUAUGGUCAACAGUGGGGUACACCACCAACUGCUCAAUAAUGGGGUACCCCACCAUUUUUUCAGCAAUAGGGCACACUACCAAACGCUCAACAAUGGGGCACACAUCAAAAUGUUUCACGAUGGGGAACACCACCUAAUGCUCAACAAUGGGGUUCAUCCCAACCAACCCAACAAUUCGGACCACCACAAAAUGUUCAGCAAUGGGCACACCACCAAAUUCUCAACAAUGGGGGACACCACCAAAUUCUCAACAAUGGAGCAUACGGGCAAAUUUUUCAUAGUGGGGUACAUCACCAAAUGCUUCACAGUGGGAAACACCACUAAAUGCUUCACAGUGGGGGCUUUCACCAAAUACUUCAGGGUGGGGGAUUUCAUCAAACUUUCAACAAGGCGGACUAUCGAGGACGAAUCCAACAAAUGUUGAAUAUGGAUUUUCAGUUGGUGGUGAAGAAGAAAGUGUGAGGAAUACUCAACAAGAAAAUAAUACAGAAGUGGAAACUUCACCAAAUGAUAAUUCUGGUCAUAUUUCUCAUACACCUAGACCAGGAGGUUUAUUCAACAUAUGGAGAACAUCUAUAAAUAUAAAUGAAAGUCACCAAAAUUACUCAGAAGACAAAGAUUAAUUCUUUGAUAGUGUUUUUUGUAUUGUAGCUUAUGUUGUAAAAUAUUGAUAUAUUUUUAGUCUUCUAAUCAUUUUUAUUCGGUUAAUAUAGUUUAUAUUUACUCAUGGCUUAUUUUAUUUCAUGUUUAAAAUCUCAGGCUUUUCGUAUAUGCCAGUUACAAGCACAAGACAUACACAACCUAAGUUACGAAGAGAGAAUUGAACUGUGAAAUUUGGAAAAUGAGCAGUUUGCAGAGUUACUUAUCCAUCCAACAUUGACUUACUAUCAUUGCUAUUUUGAAAGGGGACCAGUGCAAACUGAUAAAGGUUUAGGAUGGAGAAAUAUUUGGCGACGAGUACAAGAAGAUGAUGCUGCUUGUCUUCGGUUAUUACGAAUGUCACUGUUGUGCUUCUUCUCAUUGUGUAAUGUACUAUAAACAAAUUAUGGUCUUAAACCAACACUUAAUGUAAGUAUUGAAGAAAGUGUGGCUAUGUUUCUACAUAUAUGUGGGCAUAAUGAAGUUCAGAGAGAUGUUGGUUUGAGAUUUGGCCGAAACCAAGAGAUGAUUCAUAGAAAAUUUAUGGAAGUUCGUACGGUGACAAAACUAUUGGCAUGUGAUUAUAUUAGAACUGCAACAAGACAAGAGCUAAUGCGAGUUCUUGAAAGACUGCACUCUGAUCGAAGAUAUUAUACUUUUCCAGUGGAUUCGUGGGAGCAAUGGAUGAGACUCUUGUAUGCGUAAUAGUGGAGCCUGAGUUACAAGGAAUGUAUUAGAAUAUACAUGAUAAUUCAUCUUUCAACAUCAUGGCAAUCUGUGAUUUAAAUAUGUUAUUCACAUAUAUAUGGAAUGGAACACUAGGAUCUUGUCACGAUACUGUUGUUCUAGCAAUGGCACAACAAAAUGAUUCUUAAUUUCCUUUGCCUCCACAAGAUAAAUAUUAUCUCGUUGAUUCAGGCUAUCCAAACAAGCAAGGAUUUUUAGCCCCAUACAGAUCAUCACGAAAUGGAGUUGUGAGAUAUCAUAUGUCUCAAUUCAACUCUGGUCCUGCUCUUAUAAAUAAAAAAAGAACUAUUCAAACGGUAUCAUGCGUCUUUGUGUUCUGUUAUUGAGAAAACUUUUGGAGUUUGUAAGAAAAAUGGAGAAUUCUAUCUGAUCCAAGAUACAAAAUAUACGUACAAAAAAGAGUGGUAAUGGCUACAAUGGAAUUACAUAACUUUAUCAAAACAUUAAACUACCCGGAUGAAGAUUUUGCAAAUACAACACUAGAUACGAGACUGAACAACAGAUGUUCAGAAUGUGACUUUGUUGAUAGAGAAGAACUUGAUGCGGCACAAGGAGAACAAAUGGCACAAAUAAGAGAUAAUAUAGCACAUAUCUUGUGGAAAAAUCAAAAUAGUCGAUGAUAUUUUUAUUGUAUUUUACUUUAUUUUUUUAUUUUAUAUAUGUAACUUAAAUAUUUAAUUCAUAUAAAUUUGAUAUUUAAAUUUCUAAAUUAUACUAAAAAAUUACAGCAAUAGCAACGCUAAAUAGAACUUUUUAAUUAUAUUCAGUGUAUUCAAUAUAUAUUUUAUCAUUUUAUUAUUUUUCAAAUACUUUUUAAUUGUUCAAUUCCACAAACUAUAUAUUUUCACCAAUCAACAUAAUUCUGCACCGUUUAUUCUACUAAAACUGCACUUGUCCUGCAAAUCGCACGAACCGCAGUUGGACCGCACCGCACUACAAUUCGGCACCGCUUUUUUUUUUACCAAAACUGUGGUUACCAUUCAGACCCAUAAUAUUUCAUGAGUGUUUCCAAUCUACGUUUUUGUACAAUAGGAAAAACAAUUAAAUAAUUUGACAUUUUCGGUGGUGAUUUAGUAGAAACGCUUUUACAUUUUAUCAAAAUUUGCUCAUCCUAUUGUACCACGUCUAAGUUUGCUUUUUAUCUUCUUUUUUUCUCUUUUUUACUGGAUCUUUCUUCCUCCUUUCUUUUUAAUUGGAUCUUACCCUAAGUCUCUUUGCACUGGACGAAUCUACAUCAAUUUAGAUCCACUAUGUCCACUCUUAAAGCUUUUUAGCCACUCUUGAAACAAUGAAUAUCCACAAAAUUGACUCAACAACAGUAAAUGUCUAUAAAAAUUGUGUUUACCUAUCAAUUGCACAUUGAAAGGUUGGACUCUAAAAAAUCAAUUUGAAGCUUCUCUCACAUAAACAAACGCAUGCUGAAAGUAAAAAUGAAACAGUUAAAACAAUACACAAUUUUGUGUCAAACGAAGGGUUGCAGAGAUAACAUGUAGAUGAAUCCAUGGAUUCUCCUUAAUGCCUCGUCGAGACUCCAUUAUCUUAACCCUUGAAAAUUGCGCUGAGAAAACCAGUUAAUGAAGCGUUUACACUCUUGCUUUUCCAACAGGAGUAGCUACUACAUCCUAACUCAAAUCUGUUUUGAAUUUGGUGCCCAAAGAUGGGAAAGAGCUCAGAGACGAUUAUGACCGAGGAAUUUUCAUGUCUUUACUUGGAGAAUAGAAUUAGGGUAUUGAGAUUAAAUAAGGAGUGUAUACUUUUCCUAAUCUACAUUCAAUCAAUUGAGAGUGUCUCUGUCGUUUGUCUAAAAAAUUCUAGAAAUAUAUAAAAAUAGCGACAAAACUUUUGUGGAGGAUGAGGGAAGAUCGUGGUUUAUGUCUUAAGGUUAGUGGAAAGGAAAAUGUUGUUGUAGUUUUUUUUUGGGAAAUUUGCCAAAUAUGAUCCCGAACUUGAUUUUAAACACAAAAGUAUAUCCCAACUUGAAUUAAAUGAAAAUAAUCCAAGGCUAGUAAAAUUAUAAGUAGCCUCUUAUGACCAAACAAAAAAACAUAAUAUACUUUUACGAAUAUAAUCUAUGUCUUUCAUAUUGUAGAUCUUAAAAGUAAUUUAUAAAUUAUAUUAAAAAUAGUUUGAUGGGAAAAAUUGAAAUCAUGUAACUAUAAACAUUUGUAAAUGAUAUAAAUUAAAAUAUAGUAAGAUUGAAACGUUUUCAACACAGAUGAGUGAAUGUAGUGAGUCAUAGUAUUCUUUGGUUUAGGGUUCGGUAACAUAUGUUGUUGUAUUGUUUGUAUUUUUAGGGUUAGAUUUUGGAAGCAUAUUUUUUGAAAAAUUAAAAUUUAUCCUAUAUGUGUUUAGUUUCAUGUAUAUUAAGCACUUUCAAAGUUUAUUUUAAGUUUAGUGAAUUUUUUAUUUUCUAUUUUGUUAGUUAUUUAAGUUUAGGGUAUAAAUUUAGAGUCUAGAAGACUUCCUGGAAGUAUUCUUGGCGAGUAACAUUUUUAGAGACAUGAGAAUUUCAGGAAGUAUUCUAAUAGAAGACUUCUCUGAAAGUUUUCUGAAUCGAAAAUAUUUAUCCUAAAUAAAUUUUUUGUCUCCAUAUAUAGAGAAAAUGUAUACAUUCUAUCUCUUCCUCUCAAAUGGCUGCAACGAAAAUAUAAUGAUUCUAACUAAAACUCUCAAACCUCUCUCUAAUCUCUUUGAACUUGGAUACAUCAAACUUUAAAUGAAUUUUUCUUUUUUUUGUCUCAUCUCACUAAUUUAUUUUGUUUUUGCAUUUUUUUUAUCACAUGGUUCUCAUCUUACACUCAUUUAAAGGUAAAUCUAUAAAUUUUGGAUAUCUAUUUUUUUGUUCUAUAAAAGUAGAUAUAUAUAAUCUUCCAAAGCCAUUUGAAUGUUUUUGGAUAUGCAGGUUUUUCACAUCUGGGCCAGACUCUGGAAGACUUCUGUAGGUUUUCUUGGAAGUAUUCUAAAAAAAUCUGACUUCUUGGAAGUAUACAAAAUUGUUAUGAAAGAGGAAACAUGGAAGAAGAGUCCAUCAUAUGACUUCCAAGAAGCUCUUACCUUUUUUCCAAAUUAACACUUUUCAACCGCUUUCUAAUCUCUUUGAACUUAUAAACACUAAAAUUUAUAUCAAUUUUUCAUUUUUUUUGUCUCAUAUCUUUCUCAAUAGUUUAUCUUGUUUUUGCAGAUUGUUUUAUCACAUGAUUCUCAUUUUUCACUCAUUUAAAGGUAAAUCUACAAAUUUUGGAUAUCUAUUUUUGUGUGUUUUAUAAAAAUAAAACUAUCUAAUCUUCCAUUAAUUUUCUCUAUUUCGAAGUCAUUAAAACAUUUUUGGAUAUGCAUGUUCUUUAGAUCUGUGUUUGGAUAUGCAUGUUUUUCAGAUUUGAAUCUGACUCUGAAGACUUCUGGGAAGUUUUCUCGAAAUUCUUCUAAAAUAUAAUGCACCAGAAGACUUCAUGGAAGACUUCCUGGAAGUCUUCCGACGGGUCUUCUCUCAUGUAUCCUCUUUUAUAACAUAUUUGAGCGUUUUGGUAAGUUUUCAUGUCUGAUAUUUCCUCAAUAGGUAACUUUUUGUUGCAUAAAGCUAUUUCCUUUUUUUUUUCAAACUAAAACUCUCUAACCUCUCUCAAAUCUCUAUGAACUUGGAAAAACAAAACUUUAUAUCAAUUUUUUAUUUUGGUCUCAUGUCUAUCUAACCUCUCUAUGACCUCUUUGAACGUUUUUCGAUAUGCAGGUUUUUCAGAAUUGAAUCAGAUUUUGGAAGCCUUCUCGGAAGCCUUCUAAAAUAUAAUGCUUCUAACAGAGUCUUCUAAAACAUAAUUCCCUAGGAAUCUUCUCCCAUGUCUAGUGGAGUCCAAAUUUAUCUUUGUGGAGGAAUAAUCUCUAACUCCAUGUGUAAUAGUUAUAUUUAUGGCAUAUUUUGUGAUUUAUGUGUGUACUCUUUUAGUUGUGAAUUCUUUUGUAAAUUUGAAAAGAUGUUAAUGAAUUUUUUUAGUAAAUAUUUUCAUGUUUACAAUAUUAUCUUGCCAAAAAUACUUGAAUUUAUUGAAGUUAUUGAUACAACUUCAACAGCAAAACAAAAUAACACAAAAAUUUUAUCAAAUAUACUAAAACUAAAGGAGAAGACUUCUAAGAAAACUUAGUCAAAUUCACAAGAAAAUCAAACAUUAAACAUGUAGCACUUUCACUAGAAGUCUUUUGGAAAAUCUUCUAGGAAGUCUUUGGAAGUCUUCUGGGAAGUUUUCCAUGAAGUCUUCUGGGAAGUUUUCCAUGAAGUCUUCUCGGAAAACCUAAAUUUUAAGCGGGAAAAUAAAAUAUAAGCGGGAAACUAAAAUUUACGCGGAAAACUUAAAUUUGAAGUAAAAAUUAAAAUUUUAAAUCUCAUCAAUAUACAUGAAUUAACAAGAAAAUGUUAAAAGGCCUUUAAAGUGUUAGAGAAAAUAAAAGUUUAUUAAACAUUGACGUAGAAGACUUCCACAUAAGUCGUCCGCCAAAAUAGGUCUUCCAUUUAGGUCAUUUUUGCAAUUGAAAAUUUACAAAGGAAGACUUCCAUAGAAGUCUACUCUACAUCAGACUUUUUUGGAAGUCUUCGUUUGUAAAUAUCGGCUUACUUUUAUUUUUGAAAAAGAUCUCAAAAAUAACAUAGAAGACUUACUGGUAAUCUUCUAAGAUAAACAUGUUAGUUUUGACCGAAUUAUGUCAGAAAUUUAACUUUUUCUAGAACACUUACAUGGACGUCUUCCACCAGAAAAAUAAAACUUAAAUAUUACAUUUAAUUGACGACUUCCAUGUAAAUUGUCUCAGGUUACUUUUGCAACUGAAAAAUAAAAAUUAAAUAUUUAAUUUUAAUUAGACGACUUCCAUGUAAGUCUUCCGGCCGAAGAAUUACACGGAAGUCUUCUGUGAUAACCAAGGUUUGACCAGAAUUUAGGAGUAAAAUUCUGGAAGACUUUCGUGUAAGUCGUCUUCUGGAAGACUUAAAUGUUAGUCGUCUAAUUAAAAUUAAAUAUUUAAUUUUUAUUUUUCAAUUGCAAAAGUAAUCUAAGACGUCUUUCAUCGGCAGUGAGAAGACUUCCACCAAGAGUUCGGAAGACUUACAUGAAAGUCUUCUGAUGGAAGACUUUCGUGUAAGUCAUUUAGAGAAAGUCAAACUUCUGACACAAUUCGAUCAAUUGCAAAAUUAACUUGUUUAUCCUAGACGACUUACAAAGAAGUCUUCUCUGGUAUUUUGAGUUUUUUUGCUAACAAAGAAAAGUUGCAAGACUUCGAGAGAAGUCAUCUCUAAAAACACACAUAAAGUCAAUUGCAAAACUAACAUCUGCAUUGACCAGAAGACUUUCGUAUAAGUCUUCUACGACCAGAAGACUUACACGAAAGUCUUCUGACGAACAAAUAUGGAAAAAAUCAAUUUCAUACUUUCAACCAGUGAGAUAACUUGAUUUGCUUCUCCUAAUACACAGAACUUCACCACGAAUCAGACCCACUUGUUAAUGACCAAGAAUCAUGAGUUGGAACUUUACAAAGUUUAGAAUCAAAAUCUUGUUUUUUUUAAUGAAUUUAGAGAGAAAGUGAAAGAAAUGUAGUUUGUGUGCAUAAGAAAUGAGAUAUGAAGAGUUAAAAUAUAAAUUUUGGUGCAUUAAGAGCUUCAGAUGGUUGUUCAUAGUGUGUUGGUGUAUUGAUGGCAAUGAUAAUAUUGUAAAUACUUGAUGAAGAUAAGGAUGAUAAAGUAAAACACUCAUUAAAAAAAUGUAAUAGUAUAUUCGUAAAUAAUCCAUACUUCAGGGGUGAAUAGGGCAAAUAAAAAUUGCAAAAAAAUCAUGGGUUAGUUUUAUGUUUGACUUUUUGUUUUGAGUCAUAUUUGAAAAAAAAACUUUUUCUAAACCAUUUUUGGUUUUAAUUGUUUUUUCUCAAUUUUUUAAAUAAGAAUUAUGUGUUAAAUUUUGAUUGGUGAGUUGAUUUGUGCUUUAGUAUACAAAAAUUUAUGACUAUUAGGCUGAAACUUUUAAUCGGGUUUCACCCCAUUCCAAUUAUGCUAAAACGAGGGAUUGACACAUACAUCAAAUUGAAUUGAAUUGAAUUGAUUUUCAACUAAACUUAACUAAAUUUAAGCUGAACCGAAGAAAAAAAAUAGUUCAAUUUCAGUUACAACAUUUCAAAGCCUCACUACCAAAUUAUCAUGGGGCGAAAACAAAUC